UCAUUUUUGACGAGGAACGGAGGAGAGACUGGUUGGUUGGUAACUUUCGUUUUUUGUUGUGUUCUGUUCUGUUUUUCACUCUGUUUCGGCCAUCAUCUUCCUCCUCAGCCUGCUUCCCAUUCCCAUUUAUACUUACAAAUACGUAAGUCAUAAUCUUCCUCUCUAUCUCCAUUUUGUUUCCCCUUUUAAGCAACCUCAAUUAGUAAACUAGCAAGCAGUGUCCUUUUCCCAACCUUGAUUUUCCUUUUAUUCGAAGCAAUCGUUUACUUUGGUUAUUGGCUAGUCUCAAUUCUAGGGCUUAUCAAAGACAAGGAAUUGCAAUAUUUGGAAUUUAAUUAAUUAAUAAAAUGGUAUUUUUUUAAUUCAAUUGAUCACCGCUUCUGAAUUCAAUCUGGAAUGGCGAGCGGUGACGGCGAUGAGGACGUCGCCGUUUUGAGCGAUGUUGAGGGAGACGAUCCGGUGCCGAUCGUUGUAAGAAGUCCGAGACUGGAAGAUGUGUCCGUGGAGAAAUAUCGCGAGCUACUCGCUGAGCUCGAUCGGGAGAGAGCUGCUCGUGAGGCAGCCGAGACGUCUAAGUCGGAGCUUCAGGUUUCGUUUAAUCGGUUGAAAGCGCUGGCGCAUGAGGCGAUCAGGAAGCGAGAUGAGUGCGCGAGGCAGCGGGAUGAAAGUGUGAAGGAGAAGGAAGAGGCUUUGAAAGAAAAGGAGAGAAUAUCUGUGGAAUUGAUUGAAGUCAAUAAGUUGAAAGAGGAGGCUGUGAAGCAGAAAGAUGAAAUUGGGAAGCAGUUUGAGGAGGCGGUGAAAGCUAGGGAUGGAUUGCAAUCGGAGAUUGAGAAUUCGAGGCAUAUGCUAGUGAGUGGAAUUGAGAAGAUUUCCGGAAAAGUAAGUAACGUCAAGAAUUUUGCUGCGGCAGGGUUGCCUAGGUCUCAGAAAUACACUGGAUUGCCCGCUGUUGCUUAUGGAGUUAUUAAGAGGACAAAUGAGAUUGUUGAAGAGCUCGUUAGACAGAUUGAUGCCACUGCAAAAUCUAGGAAUGAAGCAAGAGAACAGAUGGAUAUGAGGAAUUACGAGAUUGCUAUUGAGGUCUCUCAGCUUGAAGCUACAAUUAGUGGCUUGAGAGAUGAAGUGGCAAAGAAGACUUCAUUGAUUGAGAACUUAGAGAAGAAUGUGGUGGAAAAGGAAGAGAAGGUUUCAGAAAUUGAGAGAGAGAUGUUUGAGAAGACACAUUCUGUAGAGAAUGAAGCUUUUGAGUUGAGGGAGUUAGUUGUUGAGUAUGAUGAUAAGCUGAGGAAUUUGGAAUCAAAGUUAGAAUUGCAGAGGCCUUUGUUGAUUGAUCAGUUGAAUUUAGUGGCAAAAAUCCAUGACCGGCUUUAUGAUGUCAUCAAAUUAGUCGAUACUAAUCAUUUGGAUUCAGAUUUAUCAGAGUCUUUGUUUCUCCCACAACAAACGGACAUGGAGGAGAAUAUACGUGCUUCUUUAGCAGGAAUGGAAUCAAUUUAUGAGUUAACUAGAAUCGUUGUUGAAAAAACAAAGGAUUUGUUAGAGAAGAAGAGUCAUGAAGUGAAAGGUUUGAAUGAAACAGUAGGCCGAUUGGUUAAGGAGAAAGAGCAAAUUGGUUCAUUACUUAGAAGUGCUUUAUCAAAGAGGAUGAGAUUGGACCAAUCUUCCAAAACCAAUGAAUUGUUUCAGGCUGCAGAGAAUGGCUUAAGGGAGGCUGGGAUAGAUAUCAAAUUUAGUAAGAUUCUUGGGGAUAACAAGGUUCCAGCUUCUCAAGAUAAAGGUAGACCCCUAGACAUGGAAGAAGAUGAAAUAUACAAUUUGGCUGGUGCUCUGGAGAAUAUUGUAAAGGCAUCUCAGCUUGAGAUAAUUGAGCUGCAGCAUUCUGUGGAUGAAUUGAGGGCAGAGGCGAGUUUACUUAAAGAGCAUAUAGAGGCACAAGCAAAGGAACUGGACCAGAGAAUGCGUAGAAUAGAAGAACUUGAGGAGAAGGAGAGAGUGGCAAAUGAAAGUGUUGAAGGGCUUAUGAUGGAUAUUGCUGCUGCUGAAGAAGAAAUUACUAGAUGGAAAGUAGCAGCAGAGCAAGAGGCUGCUGCUGGCCGAUCUAUUGAGCAAGAAUUUGUGGCUCAGCUGUCAGCACUUAAACAGGAACUUGAAGAGGCAAGGCAUGCCAUGUUUGAAUCAGAGAAAAAGCUAAAAUUCAAAGAAGAGACAGCUGCUGCUGCCAUGGCAGCAAGAGAGGCUGCUGAGAAGUCAUUGAGACUGGCUGACAUGAGGGCGUCUAGGCUGAGAGAUAGGGUGGAGGAACUCAGUCAUCAGCUUGAAGAGUUUGAAACUCGAGAAGACUCGGGAGGCCGAAAUGGUCCUAGAUAUGUAUGCUGGCCAUGGCAGUGGCUUGGACUGGACUUUGUAGGCGUUCGCAGACCUGAAACACAACAACCGAGUUCAAAUGAAAUGGAGCUUUCUGAACCCCUUCUAUGAUUUUAACUUUUCCCUUCUUUUUGUGUAUUUAUUUGAACUUUCAAAAAAUUUAAAUUCAAGAAAUGAUAGCUUAUUACAUCCUUCGUCCCGGCCAGCUUAUUCAAUGUGCGAUGUUUUACAUGAACGGUGAUUUGCAUAAAAAUAAUACAGUUUCUUUUCAUAUA
Molecule: messenger RNA, 2639 nt
Organism: Jatropha curcas
Lineage: Eukaryota; Viridiplantae; Streptophyta; Magnoliopsida; Malpighiales; Euphorbiaceae
Product: paramyosin
Source: RefSeq, a predicted model, not a curated record